This is a messenger RNA of Zootoca vivipara (common lizard), 663 nucleotides long. Lineage: Eukaryota; Metazoa; Chordata; Lepidosauria; Squamata; Lacertidae. The record is from RefSeq and is a predicted model, not a curated record.
AUGUUUGACGGCUCCGACCCCCGGCAUGAGCUCUGGGACACAGAGGAGGAAGAGGAGGAUGAUGAAGGAUCCCGGGAUCCCACCGCUGCCGCCGACGCCUUUUCGCCCCGUACGCCUUGCAAGAGCGGCGUUCGUCAGGAUACAAAAGCCAUCUGCGUAAGAAAUUGGCCUACACAGCAGGCGACCAGGUGCUGCUCCCGGACACUCUCCCACCCUUCUUUCCAGUCGUUCUACACCGCUGUCUCCACCUGCAGCCGCUCCUCCCCAGCUGCAGCUGCAGACCAAGGCGCCUCGCCCUCAGAACUCGAACCCAAAGCCACGCCUCUGCCCCCUGUGGACUGCAGCGGUUUCUACUACACCGACCCAACGAUGCCCCCCGGACAUCGGAUCUACAACUGUCUUUCGGUCUCCACCCAGGAAGUCCUCCGCAGCCUGACCCUGGAGACCCCAGCGCCCAUCAUGUCUGUCUGCAGAGCUUCCCCGCCUCGCAGGGCCAGCCCCCGCACCCAGUGGCUCUCUGAGCUGGAGUGCAAGGCGGUCUCCGCUCUCAUGGAACUCCCAGACAGCGCCGGCCAGGAUCCUGGCAAGUGCCGGCCCUCCCCUUGCUUGCCAGGAGAAGCGGAGGGGCUCAGGGAAAUUGAGACCUCUGGGAUGCUGCCAUAG